GUGAAAAAAAAUUAACGCUGAAGGUAUAUAAAUAGAUGCAAUAAUGAUUUCAACCUUGCUAAUUACCAGCAUUUAGGAUUUUCCAUUCGUUGCAAUCUAAGAAUAUGUGAUCAAUAAUUACAAAGAAUAAAAAAUUAAUGAGAUGCAUAAAAAAUGCAAGAGUUCUGACCAAACACAUUUCUACCGACAGAUCUAGCAUGAGUCGACGACAAAUAGUCGCCCAGAGAAGAUAACAACCUCCUAUCAUUUUGAUCGAAACUAUAAAACGAGAUAAUUACUUCAAAGGGAAAUGCUACAAGUUGCAUUCUGGAUAUUCGUCAUCGUGCUGGUGUUUUGGUUGUUUGCAAAUUCUGUCAACAGAAUUUGUGGUGCACUAUGGGAGAUCCUCGUGCCGAUAAUUAAUUCGAAACCAGUCGAUCUACAAGCAAAGUUUGGUGAUUGGGCAGUCGUAACUGGAUCUACCGAUGGGAUUGGCAAAGCUUACGCAAAAGAGUUAGCUGCAAAAGGAAUAAACCUGGUGCUAAUCAGUCGUACUCUAGAGAAACUGGAGAAAACAAAAAAUGAAAUUAUACAAAAGAAUCCGACGAUCAAAGUAGAGGUGAUCGUGGCGGAUUUCAGCAAAGGCAAAGAAAUUUUUGAGAAGCUUGCAGAACAACUGAAAGAUAUUCCAAUCGGUAUCUUAGUAAACAACGUAGGCGUGCAGUAUAGUUAUCCGAUGUAUGUUGGAGAAGUCCCAGAAGACACAUUAUGGGAUAUCAUCAAUAUUAACGUUGGAGCUACUACAUUAAUGACACGAAUAGUCAUCGGACAAAUGCAAAAACGUGGAAAAGGUGCUAUCGUUAACAUAUCAUCUGGUUCGGCAUUUCAACCAUUGCCAUUAAUGACCGUGUACGCAGCGACAAAGAUUUAUAUCAAAAGCUUUUCUGAGGCGCUCGGAGCCGAAUAUUCCAAAUGUGGUAUAACUGUACAGCAUUUAACCCCGUUUUUCGUAAAUACAAAGAUAAACGCGUUCAGCGAUCGAUUACAGGUAUCUAGUAUUUUUGUUCCCAGUACGACCACAUAUGCCAAAAAUGCGAUUAAUACGCUUGGAAAGACGAAUUCCAGUACUGGCUAUUGGAGCCACGGGAUUCAAAAGAUCAUUGUACUACUUGUACCGGUACAAACACGAACAAUAUUUGGAAUGCUUAUGAAUAAGUCUUUAAGGAAUGACUAUUUCAAGCAGAAAAGAAGUAACUAACCACCAGACAAUGCGUAGUAGUCAAAGAUACAAUUCCGUACUAUUAUUAAUUAGAUAAAGAAAUUUAAUUAUAUGUAUAUUCGAUAAUAGUUACAAAGUUAAAUCCUAAUAUACAUAGUUACACGAUGUACAAAAUGUAGGAAGUGCAAAGAAAUAUCAUUAUUUCAUGUAUUUGAUAUGAUUUUUUAUUAAUUACUUGACUAAUCACAUGGAGGAAUAUGAAAUUCAUUGUCAAGGAUUAAAAUUCCCGCGUAUUUCGAAACAACCACUCAUAAAUGUGUUUUAGAAAGUAUGAUUACAUAAUAAAUGUUUUUUAUCAAAUUGAAAA
Molecule: messenger RNA, 1565 nt
Organism: Bombus pascuorum
Lineage: Eukaryota; Metazoa; Arthropoda; Insecta; Hymenoptera; Apidae
Product: inactive hydroxysteroid dehydrogenase-like protein 1
Exons: 5
Coding region: 290-1237 (315 amino acids)
Cellular component (GO): endoplasmic reticulum
Molecular function (GO): oxidoreductase activity
Source: RefSeq, a predicted model, not a curated record